Molecule: messenger RNA, 975 nt
Organism: Aspergillus tanneri
Lineage: Eukaryota; Fungi; Ascomycota; Eurotiomycetes; Eurotiales; Aspergillaceae
Exons: 1
Coding region: 1-975 (324 amino acids)
Source: RefSeq, a predicted model, not a curated record
AUGGCACACCAUUUGUCUAGUGUGGCCUGGGGACCUAACAGGCUUGAUAUCUUUGGUAUUGGUACCGACAACGCCUGCUACCACAAAUGGUGGAACGGUUCGAGCUGGGGUGGAUGGGAAUCACUUGGUGGAAAGUUUAGCAGUUCCAUUGAUGCUGUUAGCUGGGGGCCUAACAGAAUUGACCUUUUUGGUCUUGGCAUCGACAACAUCUGCUAUCACAAAUGGUGGGAUGGGUCUGGCUGGCACGGCUGGGAGUCCCUCGAAGGGGUUCUUACCAGCAGUAUUCGUGCAGUGAGCUGGGGUCCCGAUCGCCUAGAUCUUAUUGCUCGGGGCACCGAUAAUGUGUGUUACCACAAGUGGUGGAAUGGUUCAAGCUGGGGCGGAUGGGAGUCACUAGGUGGUGUGCUGAACAGUGGCAUUGAGGCCGUUAGCUGGGGACCUAACCGUCUUGAUCUGUUUGCGUUGGGUACCGACAACGCUGUCUGGCAUAAGUGGUGGGAUGGAAACAGCUGGGGUGGAUGGGAGAGCCUUGGUGGUGUCGCAACCAGCCCUGUCUCGGCAGUUUCCUGGGGUUCAAACCGCAUUGACUUCUUUGUCAAAGGUACCGACAAUGCCCUCUGGCACAAAUGGUGGGACGGCAGAACGUGGGGUUCCUGGGAGUCCUUAGGUGGAACCCUGUCUAGCGAUGUCAAAGUUACUAGCUGGGGCGAUCACCAUCUGGAUAUAUUCGUGCGCGGGACAAACAAUUCCUGCUGGCAUAUCUGGUAUAAUAGCAAAUGGGGCAAAUGGGAACAAAUCGGCGACAAUACCUUGUUCAGUGCAGUUUCUGCUGUCUGUUGGGGACCUGGCCGCAUAGACCUUUUUGCAGUUGGAACGGAUAAAAAUGCCGGUUUGCAUCAGGCAUGGGACGGUAAAACUUGGAGCAAGUGGGAAUCCCUUGGAGGAGUCUUGCUCAGUCAACUUCGGAAUUAUUAA